Messenger RNA from Globicephala melas (long-finned pilot whale), 7419 nucleotides. NCBI's taxonomy places the organism in Eukaryota, Metazoa, Chordata, Mammalia, Artiodactyla, Delphinidae. The record is from RefSeq and is a predicted model, not a curated record.
GCGGCGAACGGCAUCUCCUCCGGGAACCCCAGCACGCGCUUUCCGGCUAAGUCGAGUCCACGCCUGUGUCUCCUCCCAGGAGGCCGGUUUCCUCGGACUCCAAAUGCACCCCGACCAGCAACCUGCCCACGUUCCCGGCGGCCCGCCUCCCCCAGGUGCGGAGGGUAGGAGGGGCAGAGUCUCGGUUGACCUCCACCGGGGAGAAGAAACUGACUAAAUGAAUAACAUGAAGUCCAAUAGAAUCCUACUUUUUAUCAUUUCAAUUCAGGGGAGUAAAAGUAAAUCAUUGCUAUCUUUCCCUGCUGAUUUCUUGUGUUUUACUACUUGAAACACCCAGUUUUUCUAAUACUCAUGAUGUCUGUAGGGAAAUCCUCAAAAAAAAGACCUCGAAGUUUAUCAAGCAGCAAAACUAAAAAAAAUGAAUCUAACUCUAUUAUUGCGUUUUUUAACAAUGUACCACCUGUUAAACUUGCCUGCCCCAUUUGUAGUAAAAUGGUGCCAAGAUAUGACCUAAACCGUCACCUUGAUGAAACGUGUGCUAACAGCGGUGACAUCACUCCAGCUGACCCUGGGCCUGCUGACUUAAGUUCAAAUGUGUCCACAGUAGAUUUGACCAAUAUUGCCUUAGAAGAGGUAACGCCAGAGAAGUCGUCACCAUCAAAGAUCAAUUUAACCCCUGGCCAAAGCGAUUCAGCAAAAAUGGGCAUAAAACAGCAGACCAGCCCCUAUUUUAAGAGUAAUGGUGACGCAGUGUGCAGAAAUCAAGAUGGGCUGAGACAUCAUAAUGUGAAAGUCAUCCCUCUGGGAAGCCUGUCAUCUAAAUUGUCCAGAAGAUACAUAAAGGCUAAAAGAUCAAUAGAUAAGAAUGAGGGAUUCGCCAAUCAGAGUCCACAGAGUUUCUCGUCCACAGGGGUUAGGAGCCUGGUGGAUCAGUGUUCAGAGAUGGAAGGCCAGGAUCAGCUUUUGGAGAAUAGUUCUCAAAAGGAAAACAUGUUUGCCUGUAAUUCUCUGGAGGAACCAAGCACUCCCGAACAUAUUGUGGGAGGCUCUACAAUAAUGGAAGGUGAAGGCCUAAUGGCUGCACAGGAAUGUGGGAGGUCAACUCUCACCCCCACCUUCUCAGAUAAUGCUCCCGUGUUACUUUCACCAGAUUUAACUCUUGGACAUAAAUUAAAGUCUGCUUCAGAGGACCAUCUUGCAAAGCAGGAGAGUAUCAAAGGAACAGAUGAUAAAGGUGUUGAAAACUGUGAAGGAGGUGGUUGUGAAGAGGUAAAAAUGACUUUUGUUUCACAAGCUCCAACCCAGUCAUCACAUUGGGAGGCAAAAUCUCAUAAUUCUACACACGAUGCUUCUAUAUGGAGUGACAGCCAAGCACUUCCUCCAGAAGGUGACAGUGGCUUAAAGAAUGAAAGCACUGACCGAACUCCUUUGGAGCAGGGGUCAAGCUGUGAUGUUUCCCGUGUAACAAGUCCAGCACCGCCAGACCAUCCUUACUACCUUCGGAGUUUCCUCGUGGUGCUGAAAGCCGUGUUUGAGAAUGAAGAAGACAGGAUGCUCUUUGAUGAGCACGAGAAGGGCAUUAUAACUAAAUUUCAUCAAUUAUCAGCUAGCGGUCAGAAGUUAUAUGUCAGACUUUUUCAACGUAAAUUCGGCUGGAUUAAGAUGAACAAACUGGAAUAUGAAGAGAUUUCCGCUGACUUAACCCCGGUGGUUAGAGAGUUGACGCAUGCAGGCUUCCUGCAGACGGAAUCUGAGUUGCAAGAACUGUCUGAGGUGCUCGAGCUCCUUUCUGCUCCGGAACUGAAAGCCCUGGCAAAGACCUUCCACUUGGUGAACCCCAAUGGGCAGAAGCAGCAGCUGGUGAAUGCGUUUCUCAAAUUGGCCAAACAGCCUUCAGUCUGCACUUGGCGCAAGAAUCAGCCUGGCAUUGGUGCAGUGAUUUUGAAAAGAGCUAAAGACUGGGUGGGACAGUCUCUGAGAGUGUGUAGAGACCCCCGGGCUGUGUUCUCCCGGGUCCUGCUGCUGUUUUCACUGACCCACGAGGUGGAAGAGGAGGAGGCGGCCUGUGGCGGGCAGGGCCAGCUUUCUACGGUACUGCUGGUCAACCUUGGCCGCAUGGAGUUUCCCAGGUAUACCGUCAGUCGGAAAACCCAAAUCUUCCAGGAUAGAGAGGAUCUCAUCAGGUACGCAGCGGCCGCGCACAUGCUGAACGACAUCUCCACCGCGAUGGCCAGCGGGGCCUGGGAGGAAGCCAGGGAGCUCGCUCGGUGUGCAAAGCAGGAUUGGGACGGACUGAAAGGCCACCCGUCCCUGAGAUACCACGAGAAAUUGCCACUCUUUCUCCGGUGUUUUACCGUUGGUUGGGUUUAUACGAGGAUUUUGUCCCGAACUGUUGAAAUACUGCAGAGACUUCACAUGUACCAGGAAGCCGUCAAGGAGCUUGAAAACCUUUUGUCCCAGAAAGUGUACUGUCCUGACAGCAGAGGCCGGUGGUGGGACCGGCUGGCUCUCAACUUGCACCAGCACCUGAAGCGCCUGGAGCCGGCCAUCAAGUGCAUCACAGCAGGGCUGGCGGAUCCGGACGUGCGGACAGGCCACCGCCUCUCGCUGUAUCAGAGGGCCGUGCGCCUGCGGGCCUCUCCCAGCUGCCAGAAGUACGCGCACCUCUUCCGUCAGCUCCCAGAAGUCACUGUGGGUGACGUCAAACAUGUGACCGUCACGGGCCGGCUCUGCCCGCAGUCUGGGCCGGGCAAGUCUGUCUUCGUGCUGGAGGCUGGGGGGACCGCCCCUGCCACCGUCCUGUGCUCUGUGGAGGAGCUGGCGCUGGCCCAUUACAGACGCUGUGGCUUCGACCAGGGGAUUCACGGGGAAGGGUCCACCUUCAGCACGUUGUACGGUCUCCUCCUAUGGGAUGUCAUCUUCAUGGACGGGAUACCAGACGCCUUCAGAAACGCCUACCAGGCGGCCCCGCUGGACCUCUGCACGGACAGCUUCUUCGCCAGCAGAGCACCGGCCAUCGAGACCCGGCUGCGGCAGAUUCACGGUGCCUCCGCGGAGAGCCUGCGGGCCUGGGUGGCAGCCGUGUGGCAGGCCCAGGAAGGCAGGGUGGCCUCCCUUGUCAGCUGGGAUCGCUUUGCUUCUCUUCAGCAAGCCCAGGAUCUUGUGUCCUGCCUGGGGGGCCCCAUCCUCAGUGGUGUGUGCCGGCGCCUGGCCAUGGACUUCCGACACUGCCGAGGGGGCCUCCCUGACCUGGUGGUGUGGAGCUCCCAAAGUCACCACGUUAAGCUGGUGGAAGUGAAGGGCCCCAGUGACCGUCUUUCGCAGAAGCAGAUGAUCUGGCUGGAUGAGCUGCACCGGCUGGGGGCGGACGUGGAGGUCUGCCAUGUGGCUGCAGUCGGAGCCAAGAGCAGGGGCCCCAACUGAGAGCCGUGGGCUUGGGAGCAUCUGAGAGCGUCAGAAGCGUCAAGUGUCACUACAUCUUAUUUAAUUUUGUUGUUGUCGUAAUAAACCUGGCAGUGUAAGGACUCAUCACUGUACAGUGUCUGUGUAUCACAAACCUUGGUAUUGGCUUCAGGACACUCACUGAUUCCAUAGAGCAGGUAAUGAACUUUUAAAAAGGUCAAAACCUUGGUGGCCGUUUCAGGAGCUAGAUGCAUCUGACUUAUAGGAAAGCUGGAACCCCCCACCCCAAAAGGAGAUGAUUCACAGCUUUGUGUCUUUUAUAAAGGAGCAUACACAAUGUGUCUUCCUAAAAAGUAUAUUGGAAAUGGAGAUUCCUUAAUUUAUCUAUGUUUUUCUAUACUGCCCUUACACAUUUGGCUGCUAAAAUUCUUGUUCUAUGAUUAUUUGCUCACUCCAGGUCUAGGGUCACAUUUGGGUAAUUCUCACAAUAUUUUAAACUUCUUCAUCAUCAUUAUAUUUGUUACGGUAUGACUUGCUGAAGGCUCAGAUGGUGGUUAGUAUAUUUUAGCAGGACAGUAUUUUAAAAUACUUCAAGGUAAGAACACUUUUUUUAGACAUAAUGCUACUGCACAUUUAAAAGACUACAGUAUAGUGGAAAUAUAACUUCUAUAUGCACUGGAAAGCCAGCAAAUUCACGUGACUUGCCUUAUCGAGAUCCUUGCUUUAUUGUGGGGCUCUGGAACUGACCUGCAGUAUCUCCAAGGUGUGCAGGUACAGGGCUGCCGUCACUGUUGGAAGAGCCUUGGGCUGGGGAAGGUGGACGCGGGAAGGGGUUUAUCAGAACGGUAGGCCCAGGCGUGGCGGGCCAGGCUCCCGCUCCCAGAGACUAGUUCCAAGACCUUCUUAAGGAAAUGGUGCUCCCCAGCUUUUUAAUUUGUUAAAUGGAAGGACACCCACAUGGCCGUGACAACAGCCAGCUGUGCACUGAGGUUAGAAAUGUUACCCAUCUCUGCCUUGCUUUACAGCAGGCAGAGCGUCGGGUGGACGACACACAAGCACGGCUGAAGAAAACACCCUCGCUUCUUGAUGCUCUGUGUUCUUGCAGGGGACUCGUAUUGACAACGAAGGCAGUGAUUCCUGUGGAAAUUUUAUUAGCAGUCAACACUUCCUUCACAUUCACCACUGCUGAAAAGCAGGGUCUCUCACCUUCAUGCACAUCCUACUUUAACCCAAGUCAUAGUCAAUUUUAGGCACAAAGGUUUUCAUUUUCUCUCAAGUUUUAACUGCUUGAGGUUACUGCUACAGCAAGCAGAUUUUGUUGAAGGACGCCUUGAAUACUUUUCACCCUCUGUUAGCACAGAUUAAUAUACUUUCUUAAAUAAAGUUAGAAAUUUUUGGUUUUAAAACUGGUUUCCAUCACAAAACAGUAAGACAUGGUACACCUUUAAGUCCGAUCCUAGCGAGUCCGGAGCUGCCUGACGCCUGUGUGGCCCUCUGUCAGCACAGGCUCCGUGUCCGCGUCCAGAACCACAUUUGGACUCUGUCCCCACACGUCCUCCGUGCCAGGAGUGGUGCCAGGCAGCUCUGCAGGGGCCAGGACUCAAGGCUGUAAUAGUUGUUUUUCAUAUUAUGCACGAUAAAACUGUAGCACAAUAAUCAUUAUAUAACAACUGUUCAGCAAAAAUAAAACAAAAAACUAUACUACAUUUGAUUAUCAUACAAAAAUAUGCACAUUUUCUAUUUUAAAACAGUAUUAAUAGUACCUAAUCAUUUUUAAACUUGCAAGUUAAUCAAAAAAAAUUACUAAAAGGGUUAAAAUAAAUGUGAGAGGGAAGAAAGCUAUAAAGAAGUAAAUGCUCAACCCAAAAAAACUAACAAAUUUAGAACAAUUUGUAAUAAUAAAAAAGCAGCCUAAUGAAAAAGGAAGAAAAAUUAUUACACUUCCAGUGGCAGGAUAUGCUGUGGGGUUUUCAGGGGACCGGAGCUGGUUUCUAAUCAAGGACUUUAAAAUGUUUAAUGGCAACAGUGCUAUUUAUAUAAACUAAGAAAGCCCUUACUUUCUAGACAAGUUGGCAAAACACUGGGCUUAUCCACACAAUGGAUUUCCUAAGACUGCAUAGGAACUUCUGUCCCUGUAAGUUCAGAGACAUUAUCCAACCAUUUUUAAAAGGCAAAUAAUUCAAAUAGAAACAUCUAUUUGUUACAUAUAAAGGUAAAACACACAGUUUUGGAAAAAAUUGUUUUAAAAAAGGACAUAAGCUAACUAGAUACUUUACUAUAAACGUUUUUUAAAAAGCUUAAGAUGGCAGUUUCAGAAACUCUAAAAACAGCCACAUUGAAAACAUCCAUCUUUUACACAGAAGUCAGGGGUGUUGGGGAGGCUGUGACCAGCAUGGCCACAGUAAGCUCCAGCUCUGGCCCACAGCUUUGGCUCGGCUCUUGUGACACAACCUGAAAACGGGAAUUUGAGACGAGAGCACACCUCUGUCUGUGCCUCUGAACACCUGUCAUGGGUUGGGUGGGGCGGGUGCGCUCACCAUUUUACAGUGGCAGUAUUUUGAGAGAAGUCCGUUGUUAGGCUCCUGUCCUCCCUUCCUAAGCACUGUGCACUCAGGUGACCCGACUCAAGACCUCAUCACUGACUUCCAAGGGAAAGUGCCCCGGGAGUGCUCCCCACUAGACUGUGACGGGGCCUCUACUUUGAGGGUGGGUGUCAGUGAUGCUGCCGCCCCGACCUGGACCCUGCCUCAGACCCACUGUGUUCGGUGACUUUCAGAGGGAUGUGUGCCUCUGGGGACUCCUGGCUGUCGGUACAAUGCCGAGUGUGACCAGCCUCUUUCCAAUGUGCAGUGGGACUUUGACACCCUAAUUUAAAAAACAAAUUGUUUUACUCUGUGUUCUUCAUAUCUUAAUAUUAAUGUCAAAGGCACUUCUAAAUUUAAUUAUCUAUAGUAAAUGCUUUUAAAGUCAACAGUGCAUAUCAUUUUAAAGUUAGUCCUAAGGAAACUCAUGAUUUUAAAACACAGUGAUCUACGGUCCCAAAGUGAUCUAAAAUAAAUUACAGUGUGAGAACACACAACUCUCAGGUGAGCUCAACUAGAGAUAAUAGAAAGUGACCAGAUAAAUACACAAAUACCUACUAACGCCCACUGGGGUUUACUGGAUGCUCCUUGAAAAUAUACUAAACACUAAUUUCUUAACUUUCCUGAUGUCUGCUUCUCUGGGCUGCUAAUCCAACUGAGGAUCAGGGAACCUUUAGGAGGUGGUUGGAAAAAUGGAUGUAGACAAAACAAAUGUCGCAGACAAAACCUGAUUAGUUUGACCACAGUAAUAAGAUCGUGGGAAUGUCUGCCUGCAAAUGAUCUAAAAAUGAGCCAGACCUAGAAUGAUAGAAAGAGGACAUAAAUAACAAAGUUAUGCCUAUCUUUUAAAAAUAUUGUGAAGGAAGCAUAAUUCAACAUGUUUUAAAGUAUUAGUGCAAAUUUCAACUGUUAUUCUUACGUAUAGAACGAUUAGAGUUUCAAACGCCUCGGCCGGCAGUUUUACUUCAGAGGAGAAGGUCUCUCACUCCCUCAGGAUGUUCAGAAAGCCACCCCGCCUCAGUCUUCAUUUGCUAGUGUCUCAGUAGAUAACCAUAUUUUGGCCCCACUUAAAAACUUGCCUAGCGGUGUCCCUGAAAUGCUCCGUCUGCACAGAUUGCCCACUGGGGAAAAGGGAAACGAGGAGGAGAGGAAGUCCGGUGUCCCUGGGGCGUCGUGCGGGCCGCCAGCGCGGAAGUACACCCUGCUCUGGACCAGCUCAGGGCAGGGGGCUUCCGGGGGGCUGCCCUGGGGCUGCCGCAGCGCCCUGCUCAGCAUGUCCACCUCAUCUGCCAGCAGGGAGACCUUGUGGAAGGCCGUGAUGAAGCCCCCGCGCUGGAUCUGGGCCUCAGGGACCCAGCGGAAGUAGCAGAGUUUCCACAGUUUGAUGUGCAUUCCGGACAGAAGCGGCAGAAUCACCCCGUGCAGGUCGGCAGGC